AAUUUAACGCGAACCUUUAAAAUGGCGCCUAUGUCAAUAAAAAUGAAUGGCGUAAUUUUUGCUCUUUUACCCCUAUUUUUUAGCCAAGUUAUAACAUCAAACCCAGGCGGUUUGAGGCAAUGCUAUUGUCAUGAUUGUCCAAAUGAGACUUGUAUAUUGCAAUCUGGAGGAUUGUGUUUUGCAUAUACUAUUCAGGAAGACGAUAACCCAGAUCCCGAAAUGGGAGCAUGGGAAUUUGGCUGUUUAGAUGGUCAUAAAAAAGUUUCUAGUACCAGUAGACACAACUUAUCAGAUGCUUCCUUUCUACAAUGUACUAUCAAUAGCAAUGCUCAAUUUUUAAUUGCCCAAGGGAUCGGGUGCUGUAACAACUAUGAUCUAUGCAAUAGAGAUUUAAGAGUAAAUUAUAGUUCGAAAUCAACGGUGCUACCUGCAGAGUCGAAUAAAGAGUUCUUGUUAAUAGUAAUAACACCUGUAGCAUGUGUUGGUACAUUUCUCACUAUUAUAGUAUGUUUUUGUCUUCGACGACAAAGACUGCACAAUCCAAAGAAAGAAAAGCUCUUAAAUCAACCAAAUGAAUCUCUCGAUAGUAGUAAGGGUAUACAUCAUCUGAUAGAUGCCUCUACCGGUUCUGGUUCAGGACUACCUGUUCUUGUUCAAAGAACGAUUGCCAAAGAGCUAUGUCUUUUAGAAAAUGUUGGGAAAGGUCGUUUUGGCGAAGUGUGGAAAGCGAGCUGGAGGGGUGAAAAUAUUGCAGUAAAAAUCUUUUUCUCGACAGAAGAAGCCAGCUGGAAGAGGGAAACGGAUAUUUAUCAAACUGUCUUAAUUAGACACGAGAACAUAUUAGGCUUUAUCGCAUCGGAUAUCAAAGGAACUGGAUCGUGGACUCAAUUAAUGCUUAUAACGGACUAUCAUCCUCUUGGUUCUCUUUAUGAUUACUUAAAGGAGAAUGUACUAGAUAAAAAUGAAGCACUUAAUAUUCUCUAUUCGAGUGCAAACGGAUUAAAUCAUCUCCAUUCAGAUAUAAUAGGGACAAGGGGAAAGCCAGCAAUGGCUCAUAGGGACGUCAAAAGUCGUAACAUACUGGUAAAACAUUCAGGAGUGUGCUGUAUUGCAGAUCUUGGAUUGGCCGUAAAAUACGACAGUGAAACAAGAAAGUUAGAUAUACCUAUAAAUCGUACAAGACAAGGUACAAGACGUUAUAUGGCUCCUGAAAUCUUGAAUGAAACUCUCGACCAAACAGCAUUAGACGCUUUUAAACAAGCGGAUGUUUACGCAUUCGCCUUAGUAAUGUGGGAAGUAUAUAAAAGAGUUUCUUGGAACAAUGAAGCAACAGAGGCUUGUCUUCCUUAUUACGAGUUUGUUAGGCCCGAUCCAUCAAUUGAAGACAUGUACGACGUUGUGUAUAUUAAAAAACAGAGACCAAAAUUAAACUGUGAUCAUUCGAUCCCACAAGACACUAUUAAUCCUAUUAAUAGACUAAUACAAGAAUGUUGGCAAGAAACUCCAGCUGCAAGAUUGUCUAUGUUACGAGUUAAGAAGAAUAUACAUAAGCUUUUACAGACUGAACAAGUUUAA
Dimorphilus gyrociliatus is the source of this 1575-nucleotide messenger RNA. The record is from the annotation of a GenBank genome assembly. NCBI's taxonomy places the organism in Eukaryota, Metazoa, Annelida, Polychaeta, Dinophilidae.